Messenger RNA from Symphalangus syndactylus (siamang), 1088 nucleotides. RefSeq lists its product as uncharacterized. The record is from RefSeq and is a predicted model, not a curated record. Lineage: Eukaryota; Metazoa; Chordata; Mammalia; Primates; Hylobatidae.
CUUCCCAGAACCCAGCAGUUUGGCUUGUAGCCCCUUGCCAUCUGACACAGUUCCCAGAACCCGGGUUCUCAGGGACUCAGCAGUUGGAGUUGAGCCCAGCCCCUUCUCCUCCCAGGAAUGCAGGACCCUAAGGCUUGGGAACUGAGGUAUCUUCGCCUCCAGGAAUCCAGCUCCUUCCCCUACCAGAAGCCCAGAUCCCAGCCCCUGACUUCCCAGGUCUCUCUCCGUCAUUCUCCUGUUACCUCCCGAGCAGGUGCUUUGACUCCACCCUCCAGACUCAGAGGUCCCCACCUCCAAUGUCCCCCACCAAGGAUUCCCACCCCAGUCCCCAUUUUCCACGGGACUCAGGCAUUCAUGCCCCCACCCCUCCGGACUCAGGAGCCCUGACCCUCAGCCCCCCAGUUUCCCAGGGCCCUGGCGUGGGGCCCAGGACAGGGCGAGGUAACAGGUUGUGCCGGCCGCCCGGCUGCAGCGCAGCUCGGAGUUUCUGUUUACUUCCCGGCCCGCCCCUGGGGACGAGAGCCCUGGGCUCCCCUAGGGCUGCUCAGGGGCUGGGGUUCAGAGGCUCGGGUCAGAGGGCCCGACACAACAGCUUUACCAGCCCCAGCCCUCCAGGGGGUCACCACCCACGAGGCACACACACCCGUGCUCUCCCUCCUCCUCUCGCCCGGUGUCCAUGUGCAGCCCUGCUCGCAGGACAUGAAUGUCACGGUGGUCCCAGCCCAGCCGCCCCCAGGCCGUUCCCGGGGAUCUCCCUGACUUGGCCCUCGCGGGCCCCGCUCCCCUGCCCCCCUCCACACGAGACACCCGGACCUGGAGACCUCUCCCCGUCCCCUUCCGCACCUAGCUGCCCAGGUGUUGGGGCCUCCAGUCCCCCGACCCCCAGCCCCAGGCGUCAGAAGCCCGGAGAAGCGGCUGGGCUCACUCCCGACGGCUGAGUUCCUGCCGACGCCCCCGGUUCCCCGGCGAUCCCGGUUCCCCUGCCCCCGCCCCGGCUGCCCCACCUUCUCCGCCGACGCGGCCUGACCAGUCCCUCCCCAGGCUCGAGGGGCCUAGCCCUCGGCGUCCCCCAGGCUCUCACCCGAAGC